GUUUUAUGAGAAUGGUCUUUAGACGAAAUGGAAAUGAAGGAAAUAAGGCAAUAAGGCAAUUUAUUUGAAAAAAGUUAUGUGUCAAAAUUAUAGACACCUAUCAGGGGAUUACGGAUAGACGUUGCUACAGUGGUGGCAACUAUUUUCAGUUGCAAUGCUUAAUCACGGUUUUUCAAAUCAGGCACGCGUUGGACGCGUUGCAACAAAUUUUAAGAAUAUUCUUUGAUUAUAACGGUUUUCUUUGAUUAACGGCCACAAGAUGAGUCCAGUAGUUAAUUGUAGGAUUUGUUUGGUACGUACAUCAAAAUUCAACCACAUUAAUAAGAAUCCGAAAGCGCGAAGAUUGAUCAAAAAAUUAAUGCCCCAAACGAAUUUACAAACCGUAACACCAGUAAUAUGUAACACAUGUCUAAGAACACUUAUUAUGUGGUCCGGCUUUAAAAAGACUGCAUAUGAAUCACAAGAAACAAUAUAUAUAGAAAAUUCGAGGCUUUCAAAAGGUCUUAGGAAAAGGACUGACACUGAUCAAAAUUCAACAUGUAGAGUCUGUUUAGAAAUAAAUGAUACAAAAAAUAUACCACUUUUUACUAAUUCAAAUGAUAAUAAUGAAUCCAAUAUUAUAAAGAAUAUGAUCAAAACUUGUUUUCCACAAUUAAACUUCAAUAUAACACGAAGACCGAUAUUAUGCGGAAACUGUUGGAAAAAGAUACAAAAUAUAUACAAGUUAAUAAAGAUUUCUACUGAAGUUGAAAAUAAACUCAUAAAAGAAAUUGAAACACAACCAAACAAAGAGCAGUUAUUGACUAACGAAGAUCUUAAAUAUAUGAGAAUAGAUAGGAGUAAAUUUAGAAAUACAAUGGAGCUGAUUAAUGUGGAGCGUAAUUUAGAAGAAAAUGAUUUAAAUAUUGAGAUUGAGGAAAAUAAGGAAAACAGUUUAGUGGAGAGUCCAAUUAGCAGCUCUUCUUCUGGAUUUGAAAUGACCACAAGCUUUAAUUUAAAUAUUAACUCUGAGGGAGAUAAGCAGAAGACAUUAAUGGAGAAUCCAAGUAGCAGCUGUUCUUCUGGAUUUAAAAUGACCACAAGUGGUGCUAAGGAUUUUGUGAAUCUUGAAAUCCCAAGGCAAGAUCUAAGGAACACAGAAAACGAACUGAAAAUUAAUUUGGAUUCACAAAAUGUUGAAGAUCUUUUACAAAAUGCAUUUGUAUCUGAGAAUUGUAUGAAUGUAGUGAUGAAAAGUGUCUCAAAGAACGGUAUUAAUAUAGUAACUAAUAACUUAAAUCGAGUUUCAAAUAUUCUCAAAACUAGAAAUAAUGUUGACGUAAGUUCGGUGGAAGUGUCAUUGAAAACAACGAAGUCCAAAGUCCUUCUUGUAAAGAGGGUUUACACUUCUAUUCCUUCAACUUCUAAGAGAAAAUUUAAACCACCAAAGAAUGAGGACAAUGUACUGCAACUUCGUAACAAAGAUUUUAAUAUACCAAUCAAUGGUAAGUAAUUAACUGUUUCUUUGGUAUAUCACAAUUUUCUUAGCAGCAACAGACCACCAACUUUUAAAUUGAUGUAUUUUUCUUAACAUAUAAGACUGUUUUUGUUCUCUCUUUUUAUUGAUACAUGAAAGGUAAACUGAACAUUUUAAAAUGAUUUAAUUACUAUUGACUUUAAUUGAUCAUUUAACAUUUAUUUAUUAUUGAAAAUCCCAUAUUCAAUACUUAGUUUAGCAGUUUUAGUAAUGUGAUUUAGUUAUGAUCAAUAUGAGAACGCGUACUUUUUAUCAAAAUUUAGUAAACUUGAGGUAGUAUGUGGACUGCUGUAUACUAUUAGCUGUAUAAUGUGGGCCACAUUAUCUGUGCUUCUUCAAAAGCAUAAGAAGAUGCAUAUAAGCCUAAAAGUUAACAACACUUAAAAUCUUAUGUACUAAGGGGAUGCACGUGUAAAAAAAUAUUUAUUUUUAUUUAUUUUACUUAUGUUUGAAUGUAUUUUGAUUUGUUUAUUUUUAUUUAUAUUGGAUUUUAGCUUAUUUUUUAGAUUUUAUUCUUUGUAUGACGAAUAGUGAUUUUAUGUAACAUAGUACCUGAUAAUUUAAUUUGAUGUAUAAGAAAAAUGUUUUUUUAUUUUAUGUUGUAUGUUUUUUUAGAAUUUUUAUUUUAUGUUGUGUGUUUUUUUAGAAUUUUUAUUUUUUUAUAUAUAUUUUUAUGUCAAUAAGCUCGUUUAUUAUUCCAACUUAUUUUUAUUAUGUGUCUCUCGUCAAAUCGGAAAACAUAAUAAAUUAUAAACUUGAUGCAUAUUUUCAAUUAGAGCUUGUUUUUACAAUUACGGCAUUGUGAUUGUAACAGGGUACCUGAUAACUUUAUUUUUAUGAAUAAAUUUUUUUUUUUGAAUGUUGAUAUUGAUUUAUAAUUUUUA
This is a messenger RNA of Aethina tumida (small hive beetle), 2400 nucleotides long. RefSeq lists its product as uncharacterized. Bases 260 to 1492 code for a protein of 410 amino acids. Gene Ontology annotation, molecular function: zinc ion binding. The record is from RefSeq and is a predicted model, not a curated record. Gene Ontology annotation, cellular component: nucleus. The transcript has 3 exons. NCBI's taxonomy places the organism in Eukaryota, Metazoa, Arthropoda, Insecta, Coleoptera, Nitidulidae.